AGAAAUCUAAUCAAAGGCCAAACUUGUUUCGAAUCCAUUGUUAUCAUGGCUAAUGAUCCGGCAUUCGUACGCGGUGCGGGUGGCGUGUAUCCUCUCAGGAGCUAGUCGAUUGGAUGUCGUCGACGUCAACAUCAAUAAUGUGAUUAGCUUUGGAUUUGGUGUGAACGCUGACCUAGGGAUUUCUUGUCUGACAGCAAGUCAGGAUUCGCAGGGACUGACAAACCAAAUUAUUAAGGGGUUGGGAUGGAUCGUGCUGCUCUCUGACCUCGUUUUCUUGAUCUUCAGUGCAGUAUUCCUUCUUAGAAUUUAUCAGAAUCCUACGCGUCAGAUUGCCUUAGGUUUUAUCAUCAGUGGAUUGGUAGCGUUGUUCCUCUCAAGUAUUUAUGGAAUAAUGUAUGUCGUAGUCUGCGCUCUUCGGGGGAAAGGCAUCGCCCUUUGUCAGCUAUGUUUAACGUUUGUUGAUCUAGGAGUGUGGGUCUACUUUUUAAUGGUGGUUCAUGCCUACAGCAAGAAAAUACGAGCACAAGAUGGGUGAUCUUGACUUCAUGGACUCAACAUGCGCGAU
This is a messenger RNA of Leguminivora glycinivorella, 565 nucleotides long. RefSeq lists its product as uncharacterized. The coding region runs from base 53 to 535 and encodes 160 amino acids. NCBI's taxonomy places the organism in Eukaryota, Metazoa, Arthropoda, Insecta, Lepidoptera, Tortricidae. The record is from RefSeq and is a predicted model, not a curated record. The transcript is spliced from 5 exons.